This is a messenger RNA of Contarinia nasturtii (swede midge), 981 nucleotides long. RefSeq names its product neurogenic differentiation factor 1 (gene HLH54F). Gene Ontology annotation, molecular function: RNA polymerase II transcription regulatory region sequence-specific DNA binding; DNA-binding transcription factor activity, RNA polymerase II-specific; protein dimerization activity. Lineage: Eukaryota; Metazoa; Arthropoda; Insecta; Diptera; Cecidomyiidae. The transcript has 3 exons. The record is from RefSeq and is a predicted model, not a curated record. Gene Ontology annotation, biological process: regulation of transcription by RNA polymerase II; developmental process. Bases 241 to 858 code for a protein of 205 amino acids.
AUCGGAAAAACUACAGAUCAAAAACAAUUGAUCGUUCUUCAGAAGUGCAAGACAUUUUUUUUUCGAGAGCAUUUCACCAAAGAGGACACAAAGAAUGCUAUCUUCAUAAAAUUGAUUUAAAUUCUUAAUUAAAUACGUAUGAAGUGACUUUCUAUCGACGACACAUAACGUUUUUUUAAAAACAUUUUUGCAAAUUUUUCAAAGUCUGAAUUUAAAUUCUAAUUUUUUUCUCAAAAUAACAUGUCGCGUAAACGUGCAGCUUCACCAUCUCACAUUGAAGAUUUUGAUGAUGAAUAUGGCGAAGAUAGUUGUUCAAGUGGUUCAAAGAGUCAAACAAAUUCGUUGCCUGUCCAGAGGAAUGCAGCAAAUGCCCGUGAAAGAGCUCGAAUGCGUGUGUUAUCUAGUGCAUUUUGUCGUCUCAAAACAAAAUUGCCAUGGGUUCCGGUAGAUACGAAACUAUCGAAAUUAGAUACCUUAAGACUGGCCACAAUUUAUAUUCAACAAUUGCGUACGUGUCUAGCAACGGGCCAAGAUUUAUAUUACACAUCAAAUGAACUAUCACGGUUCGACACAAACACAUCAACCGGACAAAAUCAAACGAGUUUGGUUUGGCCAUUCACAUUUCAACAGCAACAGCAGCAGCAGCAACAACAAAAUGUAUUAAAGGUACAGGAAUCGAUUUCAUCAAAUCGUCCAAAGGAAUGUCCAACAGUUUGGUAUGAACGUGAUGCAGCCAUGUCCAAUCAUUACAACGUAAAUUUUUACUCGUCAAUCAGUAAUGUGACAAAUUCAUCAUCAUACGAACAUGAUAAAUAUGAUUACCGGCAUGACAACUCUUUGCGUACGGAACAUGGAUAAUUUUCAGUUUUGGUGAAAUUUUUUUCUCUUUUCCAAAUAUUUAUAAAUACCAAAGUAAAAGGCCAAAGCUAUUAAUACAUAUUAUGUUAACGGAAAACGAUAAAAAAAAAACGAGAAAAAAAA